Messenger RNA from Phoenix dactylifera (date palm), 885 nucleotides. NCBI's taxonomy places the organism in Eukaryota, Viridiplantae, Streptophyta, Magnoliopsida, Arecales, Arecaceae. The record is from RefSeq and is a predicted model, not a curated record.
AUGAGUGAUAGCGAGAACGAAGUUCUGGCUAACUAUAAAAGAAAAGGAGUAAAAGCAUCAUCUCAAGAAGCUACCAACAUGCCAGCUAGGCCAGCUGCAAAUGCUGUAGCCACUCAGGCAGAUCUUGCUGGGGUAUGUCAGGGAGGUGCUGAUUACUUGGCUGCGGAGCCUUGGAUUCGGGAGAUAGAGGAAAUGUAUGAUGCCCUACAAUUUCCCGAGGAGGUCAAGGUCAAAUUGGCGGUUCCUAUGCUCAGAGGAAACGCCAAGUUCUGGUGGAUAGCUAUGAAGGCUGCUGUUCAAGGAAAUGGUGAACAACUGACAUGGGAGGAAUUCAAAGAUAAAUUUUACAAUCAGUACUUCCCUCAGUCAAUGAGAUUGGUGAAGCAAAAUGAAUUUUUGGCCCUGAAACAGACCGAGAAUAUGACAGUAUUGGAAUAUGCCAGCAAGUUCAAUGAAUUGGGCAGGUUUUGUCCUCAGUUUAUGGAGGAAGAGAUAAGUAAAGCUAAUAGGUUUGAACAGGGUCUGAGAUAUGGGAUCAGGUCUAGAUUGGCCGUUCUGAUUUUCACAAGUUACCAGGAUGUAUUGGAAAGGGCUCUAAAAUUGGAAGCCGAAUUGAAGAGAUCAGAAAAAGAAAGGGAUGACCAGAAGAGACCCAAGAUGAUAGAAAGUCUAAGUGACAGGCCACGGAACCCUGAAAGUAAUACAAAUAAGAAGAAGAGGUUUGAGGCCUGUACCUACUGUGGCAAGACUCAUGGGGGGCCUUGUUUUAAGAAGAUGGGAGUCUGCUUCAUUUGUGGUCAACAUGGACAUUUCGCACGGGACUGUCCAAAUAAAAAGAAGAAUGAUUCGGAAUCUACUAAAUCGGAAGCUCAGUUUUUGCAUUGA